ACGCCUGCCGGGCGGCGGCAUCGCGGAGCUGCAGCGGCGGGGCAGGCCCUCAGUGCCCGGCGCAGCCCUGCCCUCGUCCCGCCGAGCGGCGGAUGGGCACAGGGGGGGCAGCGGCUCGGCCAUGGCCAGCGGCGGCCCCGAGGAGGGGGAGGCGGUGGCGGGGGAGGAACAAGCCCUGAGGAAGCUGGUCGUCCGGCUCCAAAACGUCCAGGAGAGGAAGCGGCUGGACACGCUGGUGCAGACCCUCAGCGACCUGCUGGAGCUGGCGGCCCGGCAGAGCGCUCCUCGGCUCUUCAGCGGCAAAAACGUCCACGUGCCCCUGCUGCUGGUGGUGGAUCUGUACCCGGGAGCGGCGGGCGUGCAGCAGAUGGGCUGGUCACUUCUUUGUAAAUUGUUAGAAAUUUGUCCAAGUACUCUACAAAACAUAGCUCCUAAGGAUGUUGGGAAGGACUGGGAAGUACUGGGUGUUCAUCAGCAGAUUCUUAAAAUGCUUACAAUCCACAAAGGAAAUAUAAAUCUUUCAAUAACAGGACUAAAAGCAUUAAAUCUACUCCUCGUGUCAGACAUAAUUGCUUUCCUGCUCUUGGAAGAAGAGGUGGAUGUGUUUUCCUUGGUAUUUAAUGCCAUGCACACCUUCCCUAAAAAUGAAGAGAUCCAACAACAUGGAUGUAAAGCAUUAYACCAACUUUUUGAGAAAGUUCCAGAAGAGCAGCUGACUGAAUUUGUUGAAAGCAAAGAUCAUAUGGUCAUACUGAAAGUAUUUAAAGAGUUUCCAGAGAAAGAAGAGGUGAUUCUUCCUGCACUUUAUUCAUUACAUUCCUUAGCUGGUCCACCCAGCAAUGUUGAAGUGCUCAUGUCUGGAAAUGUUCGCUGCUACAAUGUUAUAGUGGAAAUGAUGAAGAGUUUYCCCAAUAGUGAAACAGUUCAGGAAGUGAGUUGCUGUUUGUUGCACAAGCUUACAUUGGGAAAUUUUUUCAAUAUCCUUGUAUUACAUAAGGUUCCAGAAGUCAUUGUGAAGGCUGUUACAACAUAUCCUGAAAAUGCAAAGUUACAAGCUGCAGCUCUCAGUUGUUUAGCUCUUCUAACUGAAACAAUAUUCUUAAACCGGGACUUAGAGGAAAGAAAAGAAGAAGAGGAAGAAAAAUUAUGCUGGUUGGAAGCAUGUUACAGAGCAUUAGAACUGCACCGAAAAAAUACAGAUGUGCUGGAGGCUGCGUGCUGGGCUUUGAAAAAUCUGUUUCUGUAUCAACGCAACCUUCAUGAGAAGAUUGGAGAUGGAGAUAAUCAGUUCCCAAUAGACAGAGCAGUGAUGCUCUCCAUGCUGAUGCACUCCUCUUCAAAAGAAGUGUUUCAGGCAGCUGCUAGUACCUUGGCAAUUUUGUCACAACAAAAUGUAAAUAUUAGGAAGACACUUUUGACAAAAGGCAUACAUAUGAAUGUUUUGGAUAUAAUGAGGAAACAUCCACAUUCUCCUGAAGUGGUUGAAAGUGCCUGCCGGAUUCUGAAUCAUGUUUUCGAAGGAAGUUUCCCUCAUCUGGAUGUGAUGACAGUUGCAGUAUCAGAAGUUGUAAAAGCCAUGAGAAAACAUGAAAAAUCACUCUCUGUACAACUGGAAGCACUUCGAGUCCUUUUACACUUCAUGAUGCCUGAUACAAAGAAUGGACACCAAAAUGGUUCUUCCAGAGAUGUGGGAGAUGCUGCUUUUGCACUUACUGUAAAAGUCAUUAAAAGCCAGUGUCUGUUAGAGGGAACUCACUCAUUGGUGCUUAACGCUUUAAACAGGUUUAUUGGAAAUCCUAGCAUUCAGAAGUGUGGAUUAAAACUACUUGGUUCUGUAGCUGAGUGCACUGGUGCACUAGAAAUUUUAACCCAGCAAGGAGCUACUGACACUGUGCUUCACACCCUCCAGAUGUAUCCAGAUGAACAAGACAUACAGUGUUUGGGUUUGAGUCUUCUACGCUCUUUGAUUACAAGAAAGGGUUUGUGUAUUGCAACUAUGCAUGUCCUGUCAGCAGUUCUGGUUUCUACUCUGCGACGAUUUAAAGAAGUCACUGAAAUCCAGAUGCAUGGAUUUCAUGCCAUCUUGACYAUUCUUGGUUUGUCACCUUGCUUUGCAAAGCUGCUGGUAAAUGAAUCAUUUGACACAGUCAUUUUCUACCAGAUGUCUAUGUGUUUCACUGACCAGCGAGAUCAACAGUUUCAAAGCCUGUGUUGUAAAUGUUUUGCUAAAAUAGCUGAAAAUGAUGAUUUAAAAAAUAUGAUGCUGGAAAAGGCAUGUAUGGAGUACAAUAGUAUUAUGGCUGAAUGUUUACUUCUGCUGGGAGCUGAUAUUAAUAAGAAGACAAAGACAAACUCUUUGAUCUACCAGGUUUGUGAGAAAGGAAAUAAUCCUAAAUUGGUGGAAUUGCURUUAGCCAAUGGUGCUCGGGAGCAGGAUGUCCGAAGUGCUUUGACCAUCAGUAUAAAGAGGGGAGACAGCCAAAUCAUCAGCCUGCUCUUAAAGAAGCUUAGCCUUGAUGUCACCAACAGCAGUAUAUGUCUUGGAGGAUUUGGUUUUGGCAGACUAGAACCUUCCUGGCUCAUUCCUUUGUUCCCAGAUAAACUUACUCAAACAAGAAAACCAAAUGCAGGUUCUGCACUGGCAAGGAUGGUGCUCAAAUUCCAAAUGAAGAAUAUUUCAGAGGACAGAUCAAGAACCUCCUCUGAUCUAAACUUCUCUGAAGAUGGAGUGGAUAGAAAUGAUGAUUGGAAUUUCAUACCUGACCCAUUAGUGGACAGUGUUUUUCCUUUGAAUGAUGAUAUUGAUAGUGAAGGAAGUGAAGGUUCACUCUUUACAAAAAAGAAGUCCAACUCCAUUGCAGUUGCUGAUUUAUAUUACAGAGAAAUGGCAAGUCARAGAAGUUCUCCCACUUUGCCACGACAUUCCUACUCUGUGGGACCUGGCUCAGAUUAUGAACCAUUAAUGAAACAAAGACGAAAAUUCUUGCUCUCAGAUGAACCUCYGAAAGGCAUCUCAAAAUUGUCAUCACAUAUAAGACCAUCAGACAGUCUUUCUUCAUUGAUCUCAGACAAAGAAUAUAUUAAAUCACUAGACCUGUCAUCAAAUGAGCUGGAGAAUAUUGAUGCCAUCAGCCAGAAUAGCUGCUUAACUUGUCAUCUGGAACACCUUGAGAAACUGGAGCUCCACCAGAAUGCUCUUACAAACAUUCCACAACAACUGUGUGAAAACUUGAAGUGCUUGACUUACUUGGAUUUGCACAGUAACCGAUUUACUUCCUUCCCAACUUACUUACUGAAAAUGAAUUGUAUUGCAAAUCUUGAUAUCUCUCGAAAUGACAUUGGACCUUCCUUUGCUUUGGAUCCAUGCCUCAGAUGUCCAACUCUAAAGCACCUUAACCUUUCAUACAAUCAGCUGGUGUGCACUCCCGAAUUUCUUACAAGUGUUGCUGAAAAUCUGGAGCAGCUCUUGCUGGAAGGAAACAAAAUUUCAUGUUUAUGUUCACCCCUAUGCUUGAAAGAACUGAAAAUUUUAAACAUUAGUAAGAAUAAUAUUUCAUCCCUUGCUGAGAAUAUCUUCAUGGGCUGUACAAAACUGGAGCAGUUCAAUGCCAGGAUGAAUGUUCUUGAAAAAAUACCUGACUUGUCAUCCAGCAUAACAAGUUUAAAAUUAUCCCAAAAUUGUUUUAUUGAUGUUCCAGAARCAAUUCUUCAUCUACCACAUUUGCGAUCAGUAGAUUUAAGCCAAAACAAGAUCGUCARCCUGCCUGGACCGAUGCACUGGAAGUCAUCAAAUUUACGGGAGCUGUUAUUUAAUCAUAAUCAAAUAGAUGUCUUGGAUUUGAGUGAAAAGGCAUGUACAUGGUCUAGGCUAGAAAAGCUACACCUCUCCCACAACAAGUUAAAGGAGAUUCCUCCUCAGAUUGGCUUCCUAGAGAACUUGACYUCUCUGGAUGUAAGUCAUAAUCCUGAUUUGAGAUUCUUUCCCGAUGAAAUGGGAAGACUGUCCAAAGUCUGGGAUCUUCCWUUGGAAGGACUCCAUCUUAAUUUAGAUUUCAAACAUGUGGGAUGCAAAGCCAGAGAUAUUAUCAGAUUUCUUCAACAGCGAUUGAAGAAGGCUGUGCCUUAUAACAGAAUGAAGCUSAUGAUUGUUGGAAACACUGGCAGUGGCAAAACUACCUUGCUGCAACAACUAAUGAAAAGCAAACGGAUGGAAUUGGGCUCUCCAAAAGCCACAGUAGGCAUUGAUGUAAAAGACUGGAUCAUUCAAGGGAAAGGCAAAAUGAAGAAGGAGCUUGUAUUAAAUGUGUGGGACUUUGGAGGACAAGAAGAGUUUUACAGUACCCAUCCUCAUUUUAUGACCCAGAGGGCUUUAUAUCUUGCUGUUUAUGAUCUCAGCAAAGGACAAGCAGAGGUGGAUGCUAUGAAGCCAUGGCUUUUUAACAUCAAGGCUCGAGCUUCAACAUCCCCUGUCAUUCUUGUUGGCACUCAUUUGGAUGUUUCUGAUGAAAUGCAACGGAAGGCCUGCAUGAGUAAAAUCACYAGAGAGCUGUUGAACAAGCGAGGCUUCCCAGCAAUCCAGGAUUACCAUUUUGUGAAUGCUACAGAAGAAUCUGAUUCCAUUAUCAGACUUCGGAAAAUCAUCAUAAAGGAGAGUCUUCACUUCAAGAUCAGAGAUCAACCAGUGGUUGGUCAGCUAAUUCCUGACAGCUACCUGGAGCUGGAAAAGAGAAUUUUGCUGGAACGUAAAAAUGUCCCAGUGGAAUUUCCUGUGAUCGAUCAGAAACGCUUACUGGAGCUGGUCCAAGAAAGCCAGUUACAAUUGGAUGAAAAUGAACUCCCUCACGCGAUUCACUUUCUGAAUGAAUCAGGUGUUCUCCUUCAUUUUCAAGACCCAGCACUACAACURAGAGAUCUGUAUUUUGUAGAUCCAAAGUGGCUGUGUAAAAUCAUGGCACAGAUUCUGAUGGUGAAAGURGAAGGCUGUUCUAAAUAUCCUAAGGGAAUUGUAAAGCGUUCAGAUGUGGAAAAAUUCCUGCUAAAGAAGAGCAAGUUUCCAAAGAUCUAUAUGUCACAAUACUUCAAGCUUCUAGAAAAGUUUCAGAUUGCUUUGCCAUUAGGAGAGGACCAGCUGCUAAUCCCAAGCAGUUUGUCUGAUCACAGACCUGUUAUAGAGCUUCCCCACUGUGAAAAUUCAGAAAUUAUCAUCAGGCUUUAUGAGAUGCCAUACUUUCCAAUGGGAUUUUGGUCCAGGCUGAUCAACAGGUUGCUUGAGAUAUCUCCAUACAUGCUAUCAGGAAGAGAGCGAGCUCUUCGUCCUAACAGAAUGUACUGGAGACAAGGCAUCUACUUGAAUUGGUCUCCUGAAGCUUAUUGUCUAGUGGAGUCAGCGGUAUUUGACAGCAAUCCAGACAGUUUCUUGAAAAUUACAGCACCUUCUUGCAGAAAAGGGUGCAUCCUUUUGGGGCAAGUUGUGGAUCACAUAGAUUCUCUUAUGGAAGAAUGGUUUCCAGGUUUGUUGGAAAUAGAUGUAUGUGGUGAAGGGGAAACACUGUUGAAGAAAUGGGCUCUGUACAGCUUUCAAGAUGGWGAAGAACACCAAAAAAUAUUACUUGAUGACUUACUUAGGAAGGCUGAAGAAGGUGACCUUUUGGUAAAUCCAGAUCAACCAAGGCAGACCAUUCCAAUUGCUCAGAUUGCUCCUGAUCUGAUAUUGGCUGAUUUGCCUAGAAAUAUUAUGUUGAACAAUGAUGACUUGGAAUUUGAUGAAGCUCCUGAAUUUCUCUUGGGUGAYGGUGGSUUUGGAUCUGUGUACCGUGCAUCCUAYGGUGGAGAAGAGGUUGCUGUAAAGAUUUUCAAUAAACAUACUUCCCUCAGGCUCCUGAGACAAGAGCUUGCAGUGCUUUGUCACCUCCACCACCCCAGUUUGGURUCUUUGCUGGCUGCUGCAAUCCGUCCCCGGAUGCUGGUGAUGGAAUUAGCCCUCAAAGGAUCUCUUGAYCGUUUGCUUCAACAAGACAAUGCAAGUUUAACCAGAACACUUCAGCACAGGAUAGCUCUACAUGUGGCUGAUGGCUUAAGGUACCUGCAUUCAGCAAUGAUCAUCUACCGUGAUUUAAAGCCUCACAAUGUGYUGCUCUUUACCUUAUAUCCCAAUUCAGCUGUUAUUGCAAAAAUAGCUGACUAUGGCAUUGCCCAGUAUUGUUGCCGAAUGGGAAUAAAAACUUCUGAAGGCACACCAGGAUUUCGAGCUCCAGAGGUUGCCAGAGGAAAUGUUAUUUACAAUCAGCAAGCUGAUGUUUAUUCAUUUGGCUUGCUGCUUUAUGACAUUUUAACAGGAGGAGAUAGAAUAAUGGAAGGCUUGAAGUUUCCAAAUGAAUUUGAUGAACUAGCAAUACAAGGAAAGUUACCAGAUCCUGUCAAAGAAUAUGGGUGUGCCCCCUGGCCUGAAGUUGAAAAUUUAAUUAAAAAGUGUUUGAAGGAAAACCCUCAGGAACGGCCAACAUCUUGCCAGGUUUAUGAGAUCCUGAAUUCUGCAGAGCUUAUCUGUUUGAUGAGGUAUGUCUCAAUACCCAGCACGUCUACAGCAGAGUGCAUGGUGGCUGCCAAUCAAAGCUGCAAGAAGGCAGGAGUCUGGAUAGGCAAUGGAAACACAGAAAAGGCACAGCUUUCAUUUGUUAACCUAAAUACAGAUGGACAUACUUGUGAGGAUAUUGCUGACAGUAAAAUUAUAAGUUUGGCCUUAGUGACUCUUCCUGCUGAGAAGGAAAACUGGAUUGUGGCAGGAACCCAGUCUGGUUCUCUGUGGGCAGUUAACACAGAAGAUGAAACAAGGCAUCGUCUGCAGAAAAUGUCAGAUUCCAUCACUUGUUUGUUCUGUAAUUCUCUUUCAAAGCAAAGCAAACAGAAGAAUUUCUUCUUGGUAGGCACAGCUGAUGGCAAACUAGCAGUUUUUGAAGACAGAGCUGUAAAGUGUAAGGGUGCUACACCUUUGAAGAUACUGACUAUAGGAAAUGUUAGCACACCCCUGAUGUGCUUAAAUGAAUCCUCAUGCUUCUCUGAAAAAAAUGUCAUCUGGGGAGGCUGUGGAACAAAAAUCAUUGCCUUAAGCAGUGACUUCUCUGUUCAAAAGCUUAUUGAAACAAAGACAAGUCAACUGUUCUGUCAUAAUGCUUACAGUGAUGCAAACAUUAUUUCAAUAGCAAUAGACAAAUCCAUCUACUUGGCAAAGAAAAACAGCCAUUUUGUGGAAAUUUGGGACAAGAAGACAGAAAAACUUUCAGAAUUAAUUGACUGUGCACAUUUUCUGAAGAACAAAGUGGAAAAAUUAAGUAAGGAAUCAAAACAUAAACUGGCUUAUUCUGGAAGAGUGAAGACAAUUUGCCUGCAGAAAAACACAGCGCUGUGGAUAGGGACAGGAGGAGGACAUAUCUUGCUGCUCGAUUUAUCAACGCGUCGUCCUGUACGAGUUAUAGACAAGUUCUGUGAUUCUGUUCGAGUCAUGAUAACAGCUCAGCUGGGGAAUCUCAAGAAUGUGGUCCUUGUUUUGGGAUAUUGCUAUAAAAGUGACACCGAAGACAACAAAUAUCACAAAGAGUUACAAUCCUGCGUAUCAGUGUGGGACAUUAACCUGCCCCAUGAAGUGCAAAACCUGAAAAAACACAUAGAAAUGAGACAGGAAUUAGCAGAAAAAAUGAAGAGCUUUUCUUUGRACUGAAAAGUCACCGUGCAAGUGCCAUUUUCUUUUCUAGUCUUCCAUCCUAACAUGCUGUGCAAUAUUUACAACUUCUUGUUGUUUUUAAACUAAAUCAGAAAGAAAAUUACCAUGAGUACUGGUAGGAUACUAAGAAGAAGGAAGUUAUUUGUAAUAUUUAAAAGGACAGAAAACUGUUGAGAAUUUCUUAUUCUAAAAUGUUAUUAUGCAUCUGUUGUUUACCUGUGAAGUUCUGCUCUCUGCARCUAUGGCUCAACUUCAGUAUAACAUUGUUCAUCCAAUUUUUGAUCCCAGUUAAACUGGGAAUAAGCCAGGAGAUUAUAAGUGGCUCUAAUUUACUUCAUUAUCUCUACUGAGCUGAUGCUCUAAUAAGAAGCAAAAUUUAAGCCUCUGUGUGUUUACUGCAGUUUGCAUGUAUGAGUUUGCUCUUAYGAUUCAUAGUUUAGUAAUGUCAGGGUUCAUGACCCUAUGAAAAAACAUCGUMUUUUAUCUAACAGCAGUGUUUAAAAGAAUACAUAAUGACUACAYUGCUCUUUGAAAACAACAGGCAGAAUUGUCUGUAUUUCUUUCAUGAAUAAUUGACUAUUUUUUCAUUAUGACCGGGAAACACCCCAUUGUGCUACAAUAACAAAAUAGCUCUGAAUUAAACACACCGAGAGGCUUCCACAUGUGGGGUGUCCUCUUGCAGUGCUGCAGUCUGCCUGCUCCUAGGAGAUGCAGUCACACCACUGGGAACGCUGCCAGUCAUGUAGAUCUCUUGUACAGCUCUCUUGGAAGAGAGAAAAAAAAGCACAGGGUGAAUGCCCUGAUCUAAAUGCUGCUACGACUUGCUCUUAGUCCAACUUGCUUGUUUGCUUACCUCAGUCAAAAAAAAGGGCACUUCCACUUUGAUUUUUCUAACAUGCAAAGUUUCCAUUAACUCAUUCUUGUUUGAAUUUAUAUUGUUAUUUUGGGAGAGAAUCAAGGGAACCUUGAGGAAUGUAAGAAUUGGCUGCUUCUUCCAAAUUUGUUUCCACACAUUGUCAUUCAAGAGACAUCUUUUGCUGCUCUCUGGCUGUAAAUCCAAGCUGCUGCUUACAGCCCACACUGCUGUGGGCUUCCCUGCUCUAAGGAAGUGCCUUAUUUCUGUCCAGCUGAAGACAAAUGUCAUUCUCCUUUCUUUGGAUACCGGAAGAAUCCACAAGGUGUUCCCAAAAUCUCAAGGAGUAGAGUAUCCAGAGCCAUUCCUGAGUCUAUGGAGAUGAACAAGGUUGAGCAACCAAAGAGUUCUCAGUUUUUUGUGGUUUUUUUUUUUUUUUUUUUUUUUUUUGAGAAAAUUUUAUAUUGGGAUAACAGCAUUUCUUGUGUCCAAUUCUAGCAUUGUUCUAUUAUUUUCUGCCAGUUGUGGAGUGCAUACUCAGGAUUCCUUUCAGAUAUGCAUCCCAGUUUUUAUGUAUUCUUAUAAUGUGUACUGAGAAGAAUUUGCUAUUUAUAUCAGAUUUUAUAACUCAGAAAAUAUCUAUUAUCUUAGAAUGAAUAUUGUUUUUUUAAAGAAAAGAAUUUAUGCAUUGUGAUUAAGUUUAUUUGUAAGUAAUUUUGAAAUGUAAGCCUUAAACAUUUUUAUUAAA
This is a messenger RNA of Malurus melanocephalus (red-backed fairy wren), 9318 nucleotides long. It is a transcript of the gene LRRK2, whose product is annotated as leucine rich repeat kinase 2. Gene Ontology annotation, biological process: protein phosphorylation. Bases 122 to 7714 code for a protein of 2530 amino acids. Gene Ontology annotation, molecular function: GTP binding; protein kinase activity; ATP binding. NCBI's taxonomy places the organism in Eukaryota, Metazoa, Chordata, Aves, Passeriformes, Maluridae. The record is from RefSeq and is a predicted model, not a curated record. The transcript has 51 exons.